Molecule: messenger RNA, 321 nt
Organism: Effrenium voratum
Lineage: Eukaryota; Dinophyceae; Suessiales; Symbiodiniaceae
Source: the annotation of a GenBank genome assembly
AUGGUCUAUGUCAGCGACUUCGAAGAGUUUGAGGUUGCUGCGCAGGAGCUUUUCAAGCAGCAGCCCUUGAGGACACGGUACCUGGUGAAGUAUCGGCACAAGGAGGGCAAGGUGGUCCUAAAGGUCACGGAUGACCGAAUUUGCCUGAAGUUCCGCUCGGAGCUGAUCGCCAACCUCAAGCACGUGGAGCGCUUGAGCCAGAACUUCGCCCGCUGGACCGCCACGAAGGACCUGUCCAAGCUGGACGAGCCAGAUGCGGAGCUGGAGGACGCGAAGAAGGCCGCCAAGCCGACGGCCAAGACCAAGCGCCGAAAAGGCUGA